ACCGCCCGCUCGUACCCCCGCCGCUUCUCGCCUCUGUUAGCUGAAGACUCGCCUCUUAGCCGCCCGCCGCACAGACGCACGAGUAAAAAGUGCAGCUCCAUCGGCUGAUCCUCGCUAAGCUCCGAGUUUAGGCGGCACCGGGCGUCCCACGAUGCCGAAGAAUAAGAAGCGGAACACUCCCCACCGCGGUGGCAGUGGUGGCAGCGGCACAGGGGCAGCUGCAGCGACGGCGGCGACAGCAGGUGGCCAGCAUCGGAAUGUUCAACCUUUUAGUGAUGAGGAUGCAUCGAUUGAAACCAUGAGCCAUUGCAGUGGUUACAGCGAUCCUUCCAGUUUUGCUGAAGAUGGACCAGAAGUCCUUGAUGAGGAAGGAACUCAAGAAGAUUUAGAGUACAAAUUGAAGGGAUUCAUUGAUUUGACCCUGGAUAAAAGUGCGAAGACAAGGCAGGCAGCUCUUGAAGGCAUUAAAAAUGCACUGGCUUCAAAAAUGCUUUAUGAAUUUAUUCUGGAAAGAAGAAUGACUUUGACUGACAGCAUUGAACGCUGCCUGAAAAAAGGUAAGAGUGAUGAGCAGCGUGCGGCUGCAGCAUUAGCAUCUGUUCUUUGUGUUCAGUUGGGCCCUGGAAUUGAAAGUGAAGAGGUUUUAAAAACUCUUGGACCAGUCUUAAAGAAAAUAAUUUGUGAUGGAACAGCUAGUAUCCAGGCUAGGCAAACUUGUGCAACUUGCUUUGGUGUUUGCUGUUUUAUUGCUACAGAAGACAUUACUGAGCUGUAUUCAACUCUGGAAUGUUUGGAAAGUAUCUUCACCAAGUCCUAUCUCAAAGACAAAGACACUAAUGUUAUUUGCAGCACCCCUAAUACAAUGCUUCAUAUCAGCGCUCUUCUCGCAUGGACAUUAUUAUUGACUAUAUGCCCAAUCAGUGAAGUGAAGAAAAAGCUUGAGAUGCAUUUCCAUAAACUUCCAAGCCUCCUCUCUUCUGAUGAUGUCAACAUGAGAAUAGCUGCUGGUGAAUCGUUGGCACUUAUGUUUGAAUUGGCCAGAGGGAUGGAGAGUGACUUCUUUUACGAAGACAUGGACUCUUUGACCCAGAUGCUUAGGGCUUUGGCUACGGAUGGAAACAAGCACCGUGCCAAAGUGGACAAGAGAAAGCAGCGGUCGGUGUUCAGAGACAUCCUGAGGGCAGUGGAGGAACGGGAUUUUCCAGCAGAAACUGUUAAAUUUGGCCCUGAACGAAUGUAUAUUGAUUGCUGGGUCAAAAAACAUACCUAUGACACCUUUAAGGAAGUUCUUGGAUCAGGGAUGCAGUAUCAUUUGCAGUCAAAUGAAUUCCUUCGUAAUGUAUUUGAACUUGGACCCCCGGUGAUGCUUGAUGCCGCAACACUUAAAACGAUGAAGAUUUCUCGUUUUGAAAGGCACCUGUAUAACUCUGCAGCCUUCAAAGCUCGAACAAAAGCUCGAAGCAAAUGUCGAGAUAAGAGAGCAGAUGUUGGAGAAUUCUUCUAGCUUUUUAGCAUUUGGAAGACCACUUUCUAAAUUUUUUUUUCCCCUUUGGUAAUUCCUAAUGUAUUUAAACUAGGGAUAGUUUUUAUCUAGGGUCAGCAUAGAUAGCUUUUGUAGCAGGGGUUAUAUUAUAAUUUAAUGUACAGUAUUACAAAUGGUGAGUUCUGAUUACUGAAUAUUCUCUGUAAACAUAAACAUAAAUAAAGUGUAAUGUUUGGUCA
Messenger RNA from Mustela lutreola (European mink), 1722 nucleotides. It is a transcript of the gene IFRD1, whose product is annotated as interferon related developmental regulator 1. The record is from RefSeq and is a predicted model, not a curated record. Gene Ontology annotation, cellular component: nucleus. The transcript has 12 exons. Bases 152 to 1504 code for a protein of 450 amino acids. NCBI's taxonomy places the organism in Eukaryota, Metazoa, Chordata, Mammalia, Carnivora, Mustelidae.